AUGGACCUCGCUCCCUCGGAAACGUUCGAAGCGCCUCCGGCGUACACCAUCAUGGAGUCGAACAGCGCGGAGAAGAGGGUCAUCCCGAACAUUCACGGCGGUCGCGUGGAGCCCUACGCCGACGCCACGCUCGACGCCGUCGCCGGCGCGGGCGGCGCCCUCCUCGCCCUCCUCACCACCUAUCCGCUCAUGACGCUCAACACCCGGCAGCACACCGAGCAUCGCGCCCGCGGGAAGAAGGGAAGGCGCGACGCCUCCUCCGCGUCGUCCCCGAGCGGGAUGAUCGCCGAACUCCGCCAGCUCAUUCGCGAGGAGGGCGGCGUGAGCGCCCUCUACCGCGGCGUCGAGCCCGCCGUCAUAGGCACCGUCGCGUCGCAAGCCGUGUACAACUACUUCUACUCCGCCAUGCGCAACUACUACAUGGCGAAGAAACGAACGAACCCGGGCCCUUUGUCCAACCUGGCCAUCGCGUCCGCGGCCGGGUGCGUCAACGUCAUGUGCACCAUACCCAUAUGGACCGUGACGACGCGGAUGCAGGCGGCGAGGAAGAAGGCGGACGAAGGCGCGACGUCAAACUCGAAGUCGCGAUCAUCGCCGCUCUCGAAAAAAUCUCUUGCGUCGUCGUGGUCGUCCUGGACCAAGGGCAAAGACGGGACGAACGACGCGGAGAAACGUGGCCGCGGCGAGGGUGAAGGUAAGGGUGAUGGCGAGAUGAAGGGGUUCGUAGCGACCGCGGGCGAGGUGUGGCGCGACGGCGGCGUCGCCGGGUUUUGGCAGGGCGUGGUGCCGUCGCUCGUGAUGGUCAGCAACCCGGCGCUUCAGUACGCGCUCUACGAGACCGUCGCGGACGGGUACAGGCGCGCGCGGAGACGACGGCGACGCGUGCGAGCGGGUUUGGGCGUCGGGUCGGUAAAGUCGGUAAAGUCGGUCACCUCGACGCGUUCAAACGACGAGCUCAGCGCGUGGGAGGUUUUCGCCGCGGCGUCGCUCGCCAAGCUCGGCGCGACGGUGGUUACGUAUCCCAUCCUGCUGGUCAAGUCCAGGCUGCAGUCGCAGUCGAAGGGGACGGAGGCGUCGAUGCGGUACGACGGCGCGUUGGACGCGCUCAGGCGGAUCGCGGCAGAGGAGGGACUCGGGGCGUUCUACAGGGGGUUCGGGACCAAGGCGACGCAGACGGUUUUCGCGGCGGCGCUCAUGUUCGCCGCCAAGGAGGAAAUCGCAAAGGCUGUCCAAGUCGCGUACGCGAAAAUCGCGACGCGACGAGCCGCCGCCGCCGCGCUCCGUCGAUGA
Messenger RNA from Micromonas commoda, 1290 nucleotides. Its product is annotated as mitochondrial carrier family. Gene Ontology annotation, biological process: transmembrane transport; nucleotide transport. The record is from RefSeq and is a predicted model, not a curated record. The coding region runs from base 1 to 1290 and encodes 429 amino acids. Lineage: Eukaryota; Viridiplantae; Chlorophyta; Mamiellophyceae; Mamiellales; Mamiellaceae. The transcript is spliced from 2 exons.